UACAUAAUGAGCAUUCGAUUAUAAGACAUGAGGUUAUUUCUGCUGAAGGACAACUCAUCAGUCAAAGUAGAAUUGAAACAACAAGAUGACAUCCUCUUCAACCUUGUCACUAAAGCAGGUUUUAAUACCAGAAUAGCUUUUAGAUAGAUCACCGAUUAACAUUUUGGUUCCAGUAAUCGAAGGCAAUUAACCAAUAACAAUCAAAGUAAAUGAUUACACUGCUGAAAUACUUCCAGACAAUCUUGAAAUGUAAUCAACAUAUAAAUUGCUACUUUAAAAUGGGUAACUUACUUAAGAACCUAUUCAACCGGGAGAUGUCUUUGCAUUGUCAUUCAAAGUUCGAAAUGGCAAUGCAAACACUCAAGGAGUCACUGGCAAUUCAGCUAUGAAUGGAUCUACCCUAUCUACUAUAUAGCUAUCCCAAUUGAGACACAAAUUAGUUGAAUAAGGUAAAGGAACUUCGAUGUAUUAAUCUGCUUCUUCACUCAGACACAGCAUACCUGAAGUCUCCUUUUCCAAAGCUCAGAGGUCAGUAUUGUCAUUAUUUUAGAUUUGAUAAAAACUUAACUCUCAGAACUGAGUUCAAUUACAGCAUUCCUGAUACCGUUGGAUCUACAGGCAGAUAAACAGGCUUCGGUUAUGGCAACAAAUUCAUUUCUCCUUUAUAUGUCCAAAGGAAUGCUGAAUAAAAUCCACCUCCUGAUGCAUAUUUCAAAGAAGAAACAAAAUAGCCCUCUAAAUAUAGAAAAACUAAUUGGUCCUAAAGUGACAGAUUCAAAAUGUCACAGACUGUCCAAGUGCCUAGUCCUAAUGCCUAUGAAGUUACCUAGAUGAUUGGUUCAAAUAAAGUAAAUUUGAAAAUGGAUUAUUAAUUAUAGCCCUCCUGUACCAUCGGUGCUAGAAUUAAGCCAUUAGCAACCUUUUAAGAAAAAGUUCCUGCCUCUAACACCUACGAGGUCAAAACUUCGAUCAUUGAACCCUCUAGAUUUAAUAAGAUUACACUUGGAUACGGAAAUAAGUCUGAUUUCACCAAAAAUGACAAAACUCCUGGACCUGGUACAUAUGAAUAACCCUCAGUGUUUAAAAAUAUGUCUUCUUCUAUUUUAAAUAAUGGAACUUUAAGAACAAAUGUAAUGAGGAAAUGA
This is a messenger RNA of Paramecium octaurelia, 1145 nucleotides long. Lineage: Eukaryota; Ciliophora; Oligohymenophorea; Peniculida; Parameciidae. The record is from the annotation of a GenBank genome assembly.